This is a messenger RNA of Notolabrus celidotus (New Zealand spotty), 3146 nucleotides long. RefSeq names its product CLN6 transmembrane ER protein a (gene cln6a). NCBI's taxonomy places the organism in Eukaryota, Metazoa, Chordata, Actinopteri, Labriformes, Labridae. The record is from RefSeq and is a predicted model, not a curated record. The transcript has 8 exons. The coding region runs from base 171 to 1076 and encodes 301 amino acids.
GGCGGACGGGCGGGAACAAGGGCAGUAACCAGGAAGUGAAGUUGGGUGACAGAAUUUGACAGAAAGAUGUUUACCUUAGUUCAGUCCUGUUAACUAUCUUGUCUUUUGGACCAGGAGACUGACACGGAGUACCGUUAGCUACAUCAGCGAUAGCAAACAGGAAAACAAAAAUGGUGACUGUACGAAAACGAAAAGAUGUUCGAACAACACAUACUAGCACUCCUGGUGGUUUUAAGGAGCACGUGCCCCAGCAGGAAAAUCACCGCUUCCACUUUGACCUGUGGUUCUGCCUGACUCUGCAGAACUGGACUCUGGACUUUGGAAGGCCUAUAGUUAUGAUUGUCCUUCCUCUGGAGUGGUUUCCCCUCAACAUGCCCAGUGCUGGAGACUAUUUCCAUAUGGCCUACAAUGUUAUAACACCAUUCCUAAUGCUCAAGCUGAUUGAGCGCAGUCCCAAGCCGCUGCCUCGCUCAGCAGUCUACCUCUGCAUCAUCACCUUUGUCAUGGGAGCCAGCAUUCACCUGGUGGGAGACUCCAUCAACCAUCGGCUCAUCCUGAGCGGCUACCAGCUCCACCUGUCAGUCAGAGAGAACCCCAUCAUCAAAGACCUCAAGCCUGCCUCACUGAUCGACUCCUUUGAGCUGCUGUACUAUUACGACGAACAUCUGGGGCACUUGAUGUGGUACAUCCCUUUCUUCAUCAUACUGUUCCUCUACUUCACCGGCUGCUUCACCAAGGCUGAAAAGCAGAAGAAGAUUCCCGUCUCUGGUUGGCUGUUGCUGGGUCCAAGCUCUCUCUACUAUUGGUACCUGGUCACUGAGGGACAGAUCACAGAACUUUUCCUCCUCACCUUUGUUGCCAUGGUUCUCAUGGGGAUAUAUCAAAGGCGCAAAGGCCUCAGCUUGGACAGCAACGGCCUGUUCCUGUUCUACAGUUUCACUGUCACCGUGCUGCUGGUGGGUCUGUGGGUGGCCUUUCUGUGGGAUGAUCCGGUGCUACGAAACAAGUACCCCGGACUGGUAUAUGUGCCAGAACCCUGGUCCUACUACACCUUACAUAUCAAGAAGGACCACUGAAUUACGUCUGUACAGGUUUGUGGUGACAGAUUUCACAGCUGCAUUUGGAAAAAGGUGACAACAAUGGAGUUAGUAGAUGUGCACCAACGCCACUGUUAAAGAAACGGUUCUGCUGAUAUAUUCAGAGAGGAAUUCCCUCUUACUUUCCUCUCUGUAUCUGAACAGGGCAACACAAACCUUUUCAAGUGUGUGUGCAUCAAUACAGAUUCAGAUUCAGAUUCAGAGAACUUUAUUAAUCCCAGAGGGCAACUGCAAACCAAAUUGCCCUCUGGGAUUAAUAAAGUUCUCUGAAUCUGAAUCUGAAUCUGAAUCUGAAUCUGAAUCUGAAUCUGUAUUGAUGCACACACACUUGAACAGGUUUGUGUUGCCCUGUUUGUCUGACUUUGGACGUGCUGUCAGAUCUAAAAAGCUGCUUGGGUUUUCUGAGACUAUGAUAGAUUUUACACCUUAGGCUAACACUGUGUCAUAAUUACAUAAUACAUGCAACAGAUUAGCAGAAAUAAAUGAGACUUCUAAUUCUUUAGAUAAUUGAAAAUUCUUUAUAUAUUUUUACCUUGCCUUAUGUCAGCUAUCUGAGACAGAUAGCUUCUUGUGUCUCGAUUUUGACUUAAAGGUGGAAAACCAAGGCCGGGACGACCACACUGGAGACAAAAAUAAGCUGCUUUUACAGACUAAGCCACCCCCAAUACCCAGCCUCCGCAAACCAACCAGUAUUACAAACCGACUCCAGGUUCUUUGUAUGUUAGUCUGUGUUUUUAUGUCAGCAGUUCUAAAAGCAAAUAGUUACUCAGGCCCUUUACAGAAACAGAGUUUAAGAUUUGAAAAUAAUACAAGAAAGGAAUCAGACCUCUUUGACGUUUCAGUUUGUGCCUGAGCUGUGAAUAUUACUGAAAGACUUCGUAAGUCAAAAUCAACCACAAAGUAAAAGGUCCCACAUUCAUUGCACCUUUAGAAAAUAACAUCAGAGGUUAUUCUCCUUUAGGUUACACUUAAGUUAUCCAGACUCAACAUUUGAUGCUGAAGAAAGCUGUGGACCAGAUGCCUUUCAGCAGCAGAUGAUAAAGUUGUUUUCACUCAAGGUGAUUAUUUGCAAUGUGUUCAUCGAGAUAUAAGAAAAUGAUCUUACUUUCCUUUUGAAUCAAACGCAAUGCAAGUGACUGAUGUGAACUUGAUCUUUAACAUCUCAGAAGAAUAACGAGUUCUUCAAUUAAAUGACAGAAAGCUGCUCCAUUUUUGCCUCUGGAGAAAAAGACUAGCGGUGAUUCCUGACUGACACGCUGGUGGCCUUUGAGAUGCACAAACUUAAAUAACAUCAUAAUAGAAAGACAUCAUAGGAUGGUACUUUUAAAAUAACAACAGCAUGACGCAAAACUAUAAAAAAAUUAAAUUGAAGUUUGGCAAAAAACAAAAUACUUUAAGUAUAACAUUGCAGAGCCAGAACUUUGAUGGACUGAGCAGUGAUGCAUACACAAUAGGGUCUGUUUUAAAUUUAGAAAUGAAGUCUAGAAUAGACAGGAUUUGGAGCAGGAGUUAAAAGCAGGAUACACAAAGAAGGCCUGUUUUGAAGCAUUAACAAAAAUAGAAGUUCUCUCAGGUAUUUAAAGUUUGACACUUUAACAGAUGUUAGUGAAAUGUAUUCUGUUAUUCAUGUAGUCAUAAGAGCUGUGAACAAUUCUGUUUACCUUCAUGAGCAUCGUUCUGUUCGAUACCGUCUCAGCAUCAUAAGGUUCUUCAUUACAUUAUCUUUGACGUGAUGUUUUUGUAUUGUUUAACAUUUCAGUGUUCACAAUUGAGCCUGUCGCACAAAAGCGUCUGCAUUAUUUAGAGGGUGGAGGAAACAUGAGCUGAUGACUUUGGAGAUUCAAAUGAAUUGACUAUAAUUAUCUGAAAAAGUAAAGCUUCACAAUAACGUUACUGUCCUUCAUGUUAAGUUGUCGUUGUUACUGUUCUGAACUUUAAUGCUCUUUUUGUUUAAGAUGAUUUCUUGCUGAUGAAAUACUGUUGAGUUACUUGUUUAUUUUUUAUGUUUCAUAUGUUCUUCUGAAUAAAAAAUGUGACUUUGACCUUCUA